AUGGUAUAUUAUUUAAUUGGUGUUUACUUUUUUGUUAACGUAUUAAAAGUAUAUAGCACAUUUAUUAAUUAUAACGAAUGUGAUUUUACUUUUGAUGCACCUAAAUUAUCAGAUGUUUAUGACAAAUAUAAUGGUGUAAAGGAUAUUGAAGAAAGUGCUAGAUAUAGUAACUAUUGUGAAAGUUUGGAAAGUUUUAAUUCAGUAAAAUCUUUUUGGUCAUUAAAAUUAAAAUCAUUAUGUACAGAAAAAACAUCUAUAUUAGAUAAACAUGUUUUUAAUAAUAUAUGUAGUCAUAAAUUUGAAACUCCACAUAUAAGAAUUAAUGGAUUAUCCGUUGGUAAAGAGCUAGUUAAUAUAGAAUUUGUGUGUGCUCAUUUUUUAUAUAGUAAUAAACGUGAAAUAAUAAAAUGUAUAAAAAGUAAUUCUGUGAACAAUUAUUUAGAUACCUAUCAUAUUGCUUUCGAUUUAUCAGUUUCUGAAGAUUUAUUAAAACAUUCAAAUGAUGUACCAAUUUUAUUAAAUUUAAAAGAUAUAAAUGGUUUAAGCUUAACCAAAAAAAUUAUUGAUGAUUCAGUAUGUAGAAUUCAUUCAAGUGUUCAUACUAUUAUGAAUAAAUAUGAUUAUUCUCUACUAAAAGUAUUAUCAGGCUUAUGUACGAAAUUAGGAUUCCAUAAUCAAUUUAUUAUUACAGAUAAUAUACAUCCAUUAUUUAAUCCUUUUAAUAAAAAAAUCCCAUAUAGUUUAAGUUCUCUAAAUUUUAAUAUACAAAAUACUUCUAUAUAUUAUUCUAAUUAUGAAUACCUAUUAUAUAGCAUAAAAUUAACCGAUGUCGAAUAUAUUUUAGGUUCUUAUAUAUCACCAAGUGCAUUAACCAUUAGUCAUAAGAAUAACUCGUAUGUAACAUGGAUUGGAUUAAAUAAAGAUAAUAGUAUAUAUAAUAAAAAAUUUGUAGAAUUAUAUAAUGCUUUAAAUAAAGUAAAAUAUAUAGAAAGAAUUGUACAUUGUUAUAGUAAAUAUACAUCUAAAUAUUAUGAAGGAACCAUAAAAUAUUUUUAUAAAUAUUUACCAGAAAAUAAAAAAGAAGUUAUGCAAAAUAAUCCAAAUAUAUUUAUUUAUCUAAUUAAUAGUGUUUGUGCAAAUAUACCAUCUGUUCAUAAAUGUGUAGAGAAAAUCAUAUCAUUAGAUGGAAUUUAUGAUUUAUAUUUUAAAAACUUUAUGAUUAAUUUUAUAUAUUAUAAUCUAUCAUGUGUAUAUAAUUGUAAUCCAUUAAAUUUAGGAAAAAUUAUGAAUGAUGAACAUAUAUGGGAUAUAUUAGUAAAAUAUUUUUCAAAUUAUUAUUUAGUAAAAUAUAAAAAAACAAAAUCAAAUAAGGAUAUAUUAUCUGCAAGUAUGAAUCAAAUUACACCUAAUGACGAAUAUUAUAAACAUUUUGACUUUGAUUAUAUACAUAGUGGAAAAUGGAGAACAGAAUUAAAUUUAGAAGAUGAAGAAGCUAUAUUAAAACCAUCAGAUGAUGUUGUGGAAUAUGAGUUUUAUAAUUAUACAUUCCAUUCAUUAGAUUUAGGUAGUUAUAGUUUUUUUAUAUUAAAAAGUGAAAUAGAAGAAGACAAUAUAUGUAAAAUAGCAUCAUUUAUUGAGUACAAUGGGAAAAAAUAUGUGCAUUCGAAUAAAUAUAUUGUAGACUUUUUUAAAAAAAAUAAUAAAAGAAUGCUUUCCCACGACACAUCAAAUAAUAAUAAUAAUAAUAAUAAUAAUAAUAAUGAUACGACGAAUGGAUUUAAUGAUAAUAAUAUACAAAGUGGGGAAAAAAAUUCGAAUGAACAUCAUGAUGAGGAAGAUAAUCACCAUGAUGAUCAUUUUGAUGCUUUCAACUUUUUUGAUGACUUUUUAGGAGAUGAUAAAGAUCAAGGUGGUAAUUUUAUAGAUAUUUUUAAAAAUAAUAAUUUAUUUAAUAAAAAUAAAUUACUUGAACAUUUAUAUGAUGAAGAUGAUGAAGACUAUGAUGAUGAUAAUGAUCAUCAUCAUCGUUAUCAUCGUUUUCAAGAUAAGGAUUAUGUUUUUGAUAUUGAAAAAUUCAAAAUACCAACGAAUGUAGGUGAUGUAUAUCCCUUAAAAGAAGUAUAUACUUUAAAAGAAUUACAAGAAGUAUAUGAAAUUCAUCCGUCUUUUAACGAUUCAGAUGAUGAAAUAAGAUAUCAAUUUCUUAAAAGUGAAUCGUUUGGAAAAGAUAUACAUUUUACUGUAAAAGAUGUACCAUCAAAAAUAAAGGAUUAUUAUAAAUAUUAUUAUGAAAUAAAAAAGAGAAUAAAUAAAUUUGAUAAUAAAAAUGAUUUAAAUCAUUAUAAUACCUUAAAAAAUAAUUAUAAAAAUGAUCCAAAUGCUUUUUCAAAAGUAGAUAUUAAAUUUGCUUGUUCGAAAAAAGGAAAUUGGCCAAUACGUAAUGUAUCUGGUAGAUGGAUUUCUGAUGUAUUAUGUGAAGCUUAUUUUGUACCUCAAUUAGCUUAUAAUCAUUAUUAUGCUGAAAAAAAAUAUAAAAAUAAGGAAAUGAAUAACAAAGAUAAUAAAGCAAUACAAAAUAUAUUUGAUAUUAAUUUAUAUACCUUAAGAGAACAUACUAGAUUAAUAGGUAUUGAAUUUGAAGAUCAAGAACCAUAUAGAUGUGCUAUAAGUUAUUUAGGAGAUGAAAACAAAAAAACGAUUUUACCAGUAUCAGCAACAUAUCUAAUUAAUAUAGCUAUAGGUUUUUGUGCUUUACAUGGUUUCAAAACAGUUUGGCUAGCUGAUUCAGCAUUUGAUAUAAAUACAAAUAUAUAUUUAAGAUAUACUUCUAUUUUAGAACAAGGAAAAACUUAUUAUGAACAAACUAAUUUCGAAAUAUAUGGUCAAACAAGAUUAGUAGCACAACUUGAAUAUAUAGCAUCAGGAAUGAAUAUAGAUAAUAAUAUUAUAACAUCAGGUAUAUAUAAAAAUAGAUAUAAUUUAGUUAGUUAUCCAGGUGUAGAUUUAAAAUUUCAAUUAUUAAUGAGUAAAAAAGUUAAAAAUAUAAUUUAUAAUUUAAAAUUUGAUUGUCAUGAUUGGACAUAUAAAGGAUGUUCAGAAUAUUAUCCAUUAAUGAAAAAAAAAAUGAAAAAACAAAAUAUGAAUACAACAAAUAAUUAUAAUCACAUAAUAUUAAAUGGUAAUUAUUCAGAUAAUGAAAAAGAAAAAAUGUACGAAUGUGCAUUUAUGCAUGACCCAAUGUUUAUUGAAUUAAAUAAAAUGUUCCCUAAGGAAUGUACAUAUGGUUCAAGAAUAGGUGAAUGUCAUAAAAAGAUUCGAAAAGAGAUACCAUGUUAUAAUGAAAAAACAUGUAAAUAUCAAAAAUAUAUAUAUGAACAAUUUUAUAAACCACAUAAUAAUAUUAAUUUAUUAAAUGAACAUUUUAUAAAAGUGUCAGAACAAUUAACAAGAUUAUCCAGACCAUAUUAUUUACAGUCAAUAAUAUCAUUAGAACAUGAUAUACAAAUGAAAAAGGAAAAUGGUGUAAAUACAGAUUACGAUGAUAUUAUAUUAUUCAUUUUGAAAAAUUCGGUCUUUUAUGUUUCAUGGGUCACAUCUAGUGAAUAUUGGAAAAGAGCAAUACAUGUUCAGGAUUCAAACCUAUUAUUACCACCAAGUUACAAUGAAAAUAAUACAAAUAAUAAUAAUAAUAAGGAAUUAUUUUGUCCUGUUGCAUAUUCACAUGAAUUUAUUGGUCACAUGUUGGUACAAUAUAUGAAGUUUCCAAAUAAAACAUAA
Molecule: messenger RNA, 3777 nt
Organism: Plasmodium falciparum 3D7
Lineage: Eukaryota; Apicomplexa; Aconoidasida; Haemosporida; Plasmodiidae
Gene: GP1
Product: golgi protein 1
Source: RefSeq, a predicted model, not a curated record